Messenger RNA from Syngnathoides biaculeatus (alligator pipefish), 4324 nucleotides. RefSeq names its product complement component C8 beta chain-like. NCBI's taxonomy places the organism in Eukaryota, Metazoa, Chordata, Actinopteri, Syngnathiformes, Syngnathidae. The transcript is spliced from 27 exons. The coding region runs from base 953 to 4294 and encodes 1113 amino acids. Gene Ontology annotation, molecular function: protein binding. Gene Ontology annotation, biological process: immune response. The record is from RefSeq and is a predicted model, not a curated record. Gene Ontology annotation, cellular component: membrane attack complex.
AGCAGCAGCGGCAGCAGUUCUUUGUGAGAAAAAGACGUCACUGCGCUGGAUCUGUUUUCCUCUGCGCUGAGAGCGUACGACAAGUGCGCAAAUGCGCAGUUGCGCAGCUUCGAGGGAACAUUGGUCGCCGGCUGUCCUCGUUCCCCCCUCGGUUCCGUCAGCCAGUGCCGCUGACCUCUGUCACCUAGCCCCGGGCCACGCUCAGCAGGUAGGCCCAUUUAUAAAGUCACAAAUUUCAUCUAUUUCCAAGGACUUUUGACGGCCCCGGCAUUUCUCAACGGACUUUUCGGCACGAGGUUGGGUUCACCUCCGGUUGGAAUUGCGGUCGGUGCUCAUUGUGGGAGGAAAUAAAACAAAACAUUUGAAGACUACGCAACGGGACAAGCUGAAAGGAAAAGAAGACAGAAAGCUUCAGGAUGAGCUUUGAAGCCAGAACCCGACUUUGAGGCAGACGCCAACGAGGAUUUGCAAUUUGGUUCCGAGCCAGCGACUGCGAGAGGCCGUCCGUCCGAUCGCGUGCGAUGUUCUCUCGGAGGGAAUAAAAGCCACUCCUGAGCUCCCGCGAAGAAGGAUCUUUGAUCCGACCAAUGCUGCCGCCGCUCUCACGGGGGGAAUUGUUCCUGCCGGCAUUCAGAAACGAGCACCAGUCGACCACGUGAUACUUGACCUUCAAGGAGGCGAACUCCGGAGGAUGUCAAAUCAGAUCUGAAGCUUUUCCCGAGAGGAUCGUCGAGCGUUUGCUAAUACGCGCGCGUCAUGGCCGAGUGAAGAGGGCUAUUGGUCGUCGGUAGAGGAGUAGCGGACAUCACGGCACGAAUAUGAAAUUGAUUUUUCCGGCGGUGACGUGCCCGUGACAAAGACGGAAAAGGAGGGCAAUUCGAGUCCGGGAGUUGGCGUCGGGUCGACCCAUGGUGGACUUGCUGUGAGCCGGACGAGGGACCAGCGGUGGAGGAUGUCAGCGGAGGCCGAGCUCCAGCCGGGUGUCCAAACCAUCCACAGAAAGGAGUCCAGGAGGAUCAAAGGUCAGGACCGCACCGAGGCGGGGCUUAUUAAGCGUUUCCGUGGAGAUGGCGUGCGCUACAAGGCCAAGCUGAUCGGGAUUGACGAGGUGACAGCAGCACGCGGCGACAAGCUGUGCCAGGACUCCAUGAUGAAGCUCAAGGGCGUGGCUUCCUCGGCGCGUUCCAAAGGGGAGCACAAGCAGAGGGUCUUCUUGACGGUCUCCUUCGGAGGGAUCAAGAUUUACUGUGAACGAUCGGGGGUGCUCCAACAUCAGCACUCGGUCCACGAAAUCAGCUACAUUGCCAAGGACACCAGGGACCACCGGGCCUUCGGCUACGUCUGCGGAAAGGAAGGCCACCACAGGUUCGUGGCCAUCAAGACCGCCCAGUCGGCGGAGCCUCUCAUCGUCGACCUGCGCGACCUCUUUACGCUCGUCUUCGACCUUAAGCAGCGGGAGGAGAUGGAGAAAAAGGCCCAGAAGGACAAACACUGCGAGCAGGCCGUCUACCAGACCAUCCUGGAGGAUGAAGUGGACGAUCCCGUCUACCAGUACAUAGUGUUUGAGGCCGGACACGAACCCCUGAGCGGCCCCCAGUCAGAGGAGAGCGUUUACCAGGUCCCAACCAGUCAGCAGAAGGAAGGCAUCUAUGAUGUCCCAAAACGCCAUUUCAUGACUAAUAUCAACCACUUUGAUCUUUUCGGCGACAUGUCCACUCCUCCCUCGAUGCCCCCGUCGCCCGCCAACACGCUGGACCCGAGCAGGAUCGGCCGCCAGCCGCAGCCGCACAACCCCGCCGAGAUGUACGCCCCCUUCAGCCCCGCCUCGGUGCCGUCAGGUUACAUGACCAUGGGCCCCGUGCAGGCGACCCAGUGGGGCCAGCAGCCCUUUGCCGGCCAGAACCAGACUCUGGCCUUCCCCGUGCAGGGGCCCCUGCAGGUGGCCCAAGUCCUGCCCGGGGGUCAGCCCGUCAUCUGGAGCCAGGCCAACAUUUUCCGGGCCAGCCAGCAGCAGUGGGCGGCCAUGGCGGCUUACGUGCCGGCCCAGACCGUCCCGGCCGCCGUGCUCCAAAGUCUGGUGCCCGUUACCGCCGUGCGCCCCCAAGCCUGCGACCUGUCCGCCCCUCCUUCGGCCAUCGCCAGCCCGCGGCACGCGGCCGACCCCGCCCCCCUGCGGAGGCGGCUCAGCCUGGAAAAAGACGGCCCGGAGGCGGGGGAGGGCCCCGCCGGGGUGUCGGAGAGCGGCCUCGUCGGCGGAACCGACACGCCCCCUGCUGCUCCGGAAGAAGAAGGCAGCGACCUUGAUCUGUCUCGGAUGACCUUGAGCCCGGGGGCCUCCCCGUCGCCGUCGACUGAAUCACCAGCGUCCACGCCGGCCCCUCCGCAGAACUCUUCUUCGGACUCCCGAGCCGUCGAUCGCCUCCGGGUCGACUCCGGCCAGGAGCAAUCGGACUCUGCCGCCGCGAGGCCGACGUCUCCUUUGCCCGACGUAGCCGGCGACCCAUCGCGGGACCCGGCGAGGCCGCAGGAAGCCAUUCGCCCCGGCCGGCCAACGAUGGCUUCGGCGACCGGGCUGGCUUUGGGCUGCCGUCUCCUCGUCUCGGCGGCGCUCAGCUUGUCGCUGGCAAGUACAGUCGCUUUGACGUCGGGCAGCGGUGAGGACGGGAGGGCCCGUGAAGCUCGCUCGGUUCAGCCCGUGGACUGCGUCCUGUCCGAGUGGAGUCCGUGGUCACGCUGUGACGUUUGUCAGGGGAAAAGGUAUCGCUUCGCCAAGCUGAGCCAGCCGUCACAGUUCGGAGGGGAGCCGUGCGAUUUUCACGGCAGGGAGGAGGAAGUCUGCGAGGUUCCAGCGCGUUACACCUGCAACAACAUCCCCCUGUGCGAAGGCUUCCUGUGCAGUCAAACAGGUCGCUGCAUCCCACGAACGCUGCAGUGUAACGGGGAGGACGACUGCGGCGACAUGUCCGACGAAGCGGGAUGCAGGACGAGUCGGAAGCCCUGCAGGCACGAGGCUGAGGAGUACUGGGGCAUCGAGAGCCUCGCCAAGGGUAUUAGCAUCUUGAAUAGCAAGCUGGAGGGAGUCGUCCUGGAUAACAGAUACUACGCCGGCAAUUGUCUGCCUCACUACAUCCAGGAUGUCCGAUUCAGGAAGCCGCACAACUUGCAGCAGUACACGUUGCAGACGAAAGGCUCGUACGAUUUCACUCUGGACGCUUUCGAGUCGUACUCGGACUACAAGGACCACACCCUGAAGGAGCGGAAGACCCAAACGACCGUCUCCUUUGGAUUUGCCAUCCCGGGUGUUUUUGAAUUUGGCUUCAACCACGACAAUGCCAAAUACUCCAAGUCGGAGCAGAAGAUUCGUCGGGCCUCCGGAAAGGCGAACAGCUUCAUCAGGGCCAAAGCCGAGCUGGAGUUGGCCCAGUACAUGCUCAAGCCGGACAACCUGAUGCUGAGCCCGGAGUUCCUGCGGCGUCUGCGAGCUUUGCCUCAGGCCUACGUUUAUGGCGAGUACAGGCAGAUCUACAGAGACUACGGGACGCACUACGCCACAGAGGCCGCCCUCGGAGGCUCCUACGAGCACACCAUCAUCCUGGACAAAGAAAAGCUGCAGAAGUCGGAUUACUCGUUGACAGACUACAAAUCGUGCACGCAGUCAGGAUUUAAGAUCGGCGCCAACAUAUACGGCGUUUACGUGUCGGUGGGCUUUCAGGGAGGAUCCUGUGACGGCCUCCUCAAUGAGAUGGGAGAGGACACCGCAAAUGGUCGCAUGGUGGAGGACACUGUGGCGGUGGUCAGAGGGGGCAGCAGCGAGUCCAUCACCGCUUUGGUGUCCCAGAAACUUCCCUCUCCGGAGCUGAUGAAGCUGUGGGGCGAGGGAGUGCGCUUCAACCCAGACUUCCUUCGCAGAACGACCCGACCGCUGUACGAGCUGAUCACCUCCAGAGACUUCAGCCAGGACGCCGCCCUGAAGAGAAACCUGAAACGGGCCCUUUUGGAGUACUUGGAAGAGGCCAGCUCGUGUCGAUGCGCUCCUUGCCGCAAUAAUGGCGUGGCCGUACUCAGAGGCACCAGAUGCGACUGCGUGUGUCCCGUCGGCUACGGCGGCCGCGGCUGCGAGGUGACGCACAGACAGAAAGAUAUCGCCGUCGACGGCGGCUGGAGCUGCUGGGGUUCGUGGUCCUCCUGCGCCGGAAGAACGAAGACCAGGAGCCGCCGCUGCGACAACCCGCCGCCCGGCGACGGAGGCCUGCCGUGCGGAGGCUUGCAGCAGGAGUCCGCCGAGUGCUUUUAACGGAGCCCGACUCGCACACGUCCAUUAAAU